Molecule: messenger RNA, 1445 nt
Organism: Styela clava
Lineage: Eukaryota; Metazoa; Chordata; Ascidiacea; Stolidobranchia; Styelidae
Source: RefSeq, a predicted model, not a curated record
UUUCAGAUUUUUAUUUAAUAAUCUAUCAGUUAGAAGAAAAUAUAUAUGGUUCAAGAAUAUCAAUUAUCAAUUAUAAACAAAAUAAAUCAGAACAAUGAGAGAAGAUUACACCUGCUUUCAACUCAUAGGAAAUGACUCUAGCAUCAAGCGUAUGGUCGCUUCCGUUUAUUUAAACAACGCCAAAAAGCAAGAACAGACGAUCCGGGUGUGUAUAUGCGAUGAUCUACCUCAUAUUGUGAGAGAAUGCGACGAAAGUAACAGAAUAGAUACAGCACGCGAAUUAUUACAAGCUGAUUUGUCGGUAUCAGUAAAUUACGAAAGAACUCUGACCGUAAUUGCGUCCGAGAUCACAACGACAGACGAACAAAUCUGCUCGAUAGAACCAAAUUACGAAGUAGUUAUCCCACCAGAGACAAUAUGGGCUCAUGGGGCUACAGUUAUAGUGGAUUUCCAGGUACACAUGUUGAAAUCUAACGAAAAUGCGUCUGUUCAAAUAUCAAUCAUGUCUCAAGAUGAUGGAGGGAACGAAAUACCACUUAGUGUUCCUCCUAGAGCACAUCUACUGUGGCAACCAAAGAAUUUAGCUGGAGUAACAAAGCUCAGGGAAGCUUGGGAAGUAACAGGAGAAUCGGAAAUUCAACGAAAAACUUGGACAACUCGACAAGGCCCGAAGCCCUUUACUAGCAAUUACAAUAGCUUGGGGCAUAAGUCAGUGACAAUGCCAAGACAUAUGCAACCAAACUACGCCAAGGUGGAUACAUUAGUGCAAAGAAAAAUGACCAGAAUGCAAGAAGUUGAGGCAGAAUUGAAGCGAGAGGAACAGAAGAUGAAAUGGGAAGAGGAAAGAAAACGACGAGCAGACGAACGGAAAGAUUCUGCUAUAAGCUCCUCACAUAGUGAUAAAUACCACAUAGGGAGUGGAAGUUCCGCUUCCUCCAUACAGGAUACAGACUGGAAUGUUAUUAAAGAUCCCAGAGCAACCAUACCAACAAUCAACGGUGCAUACGAUAGUAACGGAGAACCAUUGCCUGAAUGGGCUAAAGGACUUGGCGAAGACUUUAAUUAUGAUGACGUGGUUGUGGUGUGAAAAAGUUGGGUGAAAAUCAGCGUGAAUAUGAAAACUAACCAAAGCACACCCCCGUUCCAGGAAACCGAACACGGCAGCAUGUGAAAACAAGCCGUCCACGAGGUUCGCCUUGCCAUCAAGAGAAACUGUAAAUACAGACUGUGAAACGCCGGUUGUACAGUUCUGAAAUGAAAGCGUUUUUACAUUUUUUUUCAACAAGGUCAGAUCCCCAAUCAGUGUAGAAGUUGACUUCGUAAACCACUGGCACUGAAGCGCCAGCAAAUCCGCGCACAAACCAUCAACCACAAAUGAAAAAAAAGAUUCAGUAUUAUAUUUCAAGCAGUGUUUCGUUUGAUUUAAAUAACUCCACAAACCUCAA